Podospora pseudopauciseta is the source of this 2333-nucleotide messenger RNA. RefSeq names its product thiamine metabolism-related protein (gene THI4). The record is from RefSeq and is a predicted model, not a curated record. Lineage: Eukaryota; Fungi; Ascomycota; Sordariomycetes; Sordariales; Podosporaceae. The coding region runs from base 934 to 2007 and encodes 357 amino acids. The transcript has 4 exons. Gene Ontology annotation, biological process: thiamine biosynthetic process.
GGGGGGUGGUGUCACAGCCGCAGGCGAGGUCUUGACAAGAAAGCAGCAAAGUGGGGAAGAGUUGUAUUCCGAGAAGUGCGCCAGUGGCCGUGGGUAUCCGCUGAUUGCCAUGUUUUCUUAUCAAUUGAUGGUCUAGAUCUUUGCGGUACCGUGGUUGAGGUUUGGGGAUCAAUCAAUGGCUUGAAAAGGAGGGGUUAUUGAGAGGGGGGAUGACUGAUUGAUAGAGGAGGGUGGUGGUGAAUACGGUUUGAGUUGGCCCUCGUCAUUGGACUGUCCUGAGGAAGGGGGGGCGGGGGGGAGUGGUCAUCUUGGGACUUGGGGCGAGGGCCACUCCACCUUCUUGAGUGGUUUGAGCAUGUUCACUGGUUGGAGACUGCAGGGCGAUGCUCAACUCGAAACUUUGAACCCCUCUUGGUGGUGGUGGUAGUGAGGGGUUCGGACUAUCUCGUGGGGGUUUGGAUGAGUCGUGUGGAGAGGGCACUAGGGAACCUUCUUUUCGAACGGACCUUGGUCGGGGGAGUUUGCAAGUGGGAGGUUUGGGGAGGUGGAUGGGUAUAAAGGGAGGGUUCUUCUCCGGGGGCGGUUGAGGUUUCUUUUUUCUUCUUCUCUCUUCUGCAAAGCGACUGUCGACAGACUACUUCAGACAUCCAACAGAUACCAGUUCAACUUCUCUCGUCAAACACAAACCGGUACAUACCAUGCCUCUUUCUCACAGGAGAAGAAGCAAUGGGUCACUUUGCGCUGGUGAUGGUGGUGUUGUGUGAACCACUCUCAUGAUCAAGACUUGUCAGACAAUAUGUCAUCAGGUAAUUAUCUGAACGCAUGAGCCGGUGCCCCUUUCUCUUCUCAUUAUCUUCUGGAUCAUGACGAGGGAGAGGUGGCUGAGAUCAUACGGCCUCGGAACUUGAUCUGGAUAAUACCAGCGAAAGGAUCAUGCUUCUCGCUCCUCCCCUUUGUUUUUCGAGGAUGAGCUCCCCCCUAACAUCCCUAGAUAACAUACAACCCAUCAAAAUGGCCCCCUCCGCCGUCACCCCUCCCCAGAAGCCCGCCGUUCUGGCCACCCACCCCCUGAAGUCAGUCAAUCUCGACAACAAGACCGACGUCACGCCCACCCCCGCCAUCAAGGAUGACCUCGCCGCCCUCUUCAACAACUGGGACUCGUUCACCUUCGCCCCCAUCCGCGAGUCCACCGUCUCCCGCGCCAUGACCCGCCGCUACUUCAACGACCUGGACACCUACACCGAAUCCGACAUCACCAUCGUCGGCGCCGGCUCGGCCGGUCUCUCGUGCGCCUACGUCCUCGGCACCCUCCGCCCCGACCUCAAGAUCUCCAUCCUCGAAGCCGGCGUCGCUCCCGGCGGCGGUGCCUGGCUCGGCGGCCAGCUCUUCUCUGCCAUGGUCAUGCGCAAGCCUGCCCACCUUUUCCUCGAGCAGGUCGGUGUUCCGUUCGAGGACGAGGGUGACUAUGUCGUCGUCAAGCACGCCGCGCUCUUCACCAGCACCAUCAUGAGCAAGGUCCUUCAGAUGCCCAACGUCAAGCUGUUCAACGCGACGACGGUGGAGGAUUUGAUCACCAGGCAGGACAAGGAGACUGGGGAGGUGAGGAUCGCGGGUGUGGUGACCAACUGGACGCUGGUGAGCAUGCAUCACGAUGAUCAGUCCUGCAUGGACCCCAACACGAUCAACACCAACGUUGUCGUUUCCAUGACUGGUCACGACGGGCCGUUUGGCGCUUUUAGCGUCAAGAGACUGGUCAGCAUGAAGCAGAUCGAGGAGCUGGGCGGGAUGAGGGGGUUGGAUAUGGGCAAGGCUGAGGAUGCGAUUGUGAAGAGGACGAGGGAGAUUGUGCCUGGGUUGGUGGUUGGUGGUAUGGAGCUGAGUGAGGUUGAUGGGGCCAACAGGAUGGGCCCUACCUUUGGUGCCAUGGUCCUCUCUGGUCUCAAGGCUGCCGAGGAGACCCUCAGAGUCUUUGACCAGCGCAAGGCCCAGAACGAUGCCGAGCUCUAAGAGGCUCACAUGACGACAACCUUGAGCAGACAAACAUGGACAUGCUCGAUGGGAACACAUAUACACACGGCAGGCUGAAGGGGAGGUGCCACGUUCCUUGAGAUUUAGCUUUGGCUUUGUGACCUAUCUACCUACCUACCUUGGUCGCCCACAGACAGAUUGUGGGUGCUACACGUACAUGAAAUGGGUAUCACUUUAUGAUCAGUUGCUUCAUGUUGUCCCCAAUGCAAGCAGUGAUAUCAACGUUUCAGAGCCACCAGAUGAUUUGCCACCCGAGAUUCUACCUUGGUCAUCGAAUUUUUGACGAGAAGAAAUAUUAUUACAGC